Molecule: messenger RNA, 3360 nt
Organism: Panicum virgatum (switchgrass)
Lineage: Eukaryota; Viridiplantae; Streptophyta; Magnoliopsida; Poales; Poaceae
Product: BTB/POZ domain-containing protein At3g22104-like
Exons: 3
Coding region: 1680-3074 (464 amino acids)
Source: RefSeq, a predicted model, not a curated record
CUUUCCUCUCCAUCCUCCUCCCCUUGCUUCCUCAUCUCCUCCAUGGAUCGCAAGAUCCCUUCUUGCUCUGCUUCGCUGUAGUAAUGUUCCUCCAUGGACGGUGAUUGAAUGAUGAUGUCGACGUUUUUGUUGCCGUAUUCUUUCUUUCCUAGAUUGGCAGCUUGCUGUCUACAGCCUAGCGACCCUCCCCUCUCUUUUGUGUGCCCACUGUUGCCUAGCCGCUUGUUUCUAGCGGACGCCCAGUUCUUGGGGAUGAGUGAAGCUGGCCGCAUCCUGCUGGCGCCGAGCCUGUUUCGAUUCCACCUCUUUGUAGCUUCCUCUGUCUGAAAAUCGUUUCAGAUAGUCCCCAGAUUUUUUUGGCGUCACCUCGCCAUCCUCUUCCCCAAUUCGGCCUCUUCCACCCCCUUCCUUCCAGGGCUCCGGCAGUUUUCCCCUUGAUCUCUACCACGCCGCAGGCCUUCGGGACGUGUGCGGCGUGUCACAUCCCGGUGGUUCCAUCUUCCAUGCCCGCCUCCGACUGCUAGUUCCCGAUCCUUGCCCCUGCAUGGCCUGAAAAUCCUUGCCUUGUCUGUCGCUUCGUCGCCGCUUCUCGCUGUAAUUUUGCUGCUGGCUGUAGCCUGACUUCCGUGGGGCUGCAAAGCCGUAUGGUAGAUGGCUUGUUUGUCACACGCCAAUGGAGGUCUUGUUUAGUUGUUUCAAAAUUCCAAAACUUUACAAAAUUUUGUCACAUCGAAUUUUUGAAUGCAUGCAUAUGUAGCUAAAUAAAAUAACUAAUUACAUAAUUUAUCUGUAAUUUACGAGACGAAUCUUUUGAGCAUAGUUAACCCAUGAUUGGAGAUUAAUUACUAAAUACAAACAAAAUGCUACAGUACUUUACACUCAAAAGUUUACAUCUAAACACCACCGGAGUCUCCUUGAUUCCACUCAUUAUCCUCACCUGCAACUCUGCUCCCACAUCAUUUCUGUCUAUGUAUCACUCGGAUUAACCCUGCAACUUUUUCCCUCUGCCUGGCUGCGCGUCUGAAAUUUUACCGCUUCAGAGGAGCCGAGCAGGCGAGCACGUUAACAACAUUCCAUUUAAGCGCAGUUCCAGAGUGCCCAACUGCAGAGCACAGUGAAGCUGCGUCCGUUUCCCCAUCACUGUCAUCAAUGAGGUCGCCCCUCGCCAUGCCUGCCUGGUCCUUGCCUCUCUUAUUAAUAGCGUAACUGUACGCGCAUAUCCCGCACCUGCUAAUGUGCUUCGUCGUCCUCCUCCCUCCCGCCUCAUUCCUCCACUGCUGGCGUUAAUGGGCUAACAGCUACAGCUCAUCUUCUUCGCCCUUUUCUAUGCGAGGUUUAAUGCCCGUUUGGUGGCGACUGCUAGCUUCUCCACCCCUUGAAAAAGCUUUUACAUUCUUCCCCGCAAAGAGAAAGACCUGAUCUUUCUUUCCGUCCGGUGCCGGUGUUGAUUUGGAUUCUUGCAAGAUAUCCUUGCGCGGUUCUGCGGUAGGAUCAGGAGGUUGGUGGUCGCCGGCGCAGCGUCCGCGAAGCGGCCUCGGAGGGUAGCGCUGCACGGCUUCCCCGGUGGCGCCGAGGCGUUCGAGCUCGUCGCGAGGUUGUGUUACGCCGACGGCGGCUGCGGCGGCGCGGUGACCGCGGCCAACGCUUGCGUGCUCCGCUGCGCGGCGGAGUUCUUGGAUAUGGCGGCGGACGCGCCCGAGGCGGCGUCGACGGCCGCGCCGAGCCUGGUGAGGAUGACGGAGAAGGCGCUCGAGGAGAUGCCGCACUGGCCGUGGCACGCCGUCGUGGACGCCGUGAAGCAGUGCCAGCGCCUGCUCCCGCUCGCCGACACCACCGGCGCGUUCGACGCGGCCGUGGCCGCGCUGGUGUCCCACAUGACGGUGCCCCCGCCUGCCGGGGACGCCACGCCGACGAGCUCCUCGCCGGAGAGCUCGGCGUUCCGGUUCUCGUGCGACACCAAGAGCAGCAGCCUCAGCCUGCGGGGGUCCUGCAUCAGCCGCACCUGGUGGUUCGAGGACCUCGUGUCGCUCCGCCCCGGCACGGUGGAGCGCGUCGCCGCGGCGCUCGUGGCCAGGGGCACCGACCACCGCAUCGUCGCCCGGUUCCUCUUCUACUACCUCAAGUGCCGCAUCGCCGGCGCGAGCGCCGAGGACAAGAAGGCGAUGCUGGAGGCGUCGGUCACCGUCAUGUCCGGCCUCGACCGGAGCGCGGUCUCCAGCAAGGGCCUCUUCGGCAUCCUCCGGAUCGCCGCGCCGCUCAAGCUGACCGACGCGUGCCAGCAACGGCUCGUCGCCAUGAUCGGCCGCAAGCUGGACCACGCCACGCUAGACAACCUCCUCGUCCCGGCGCCGGCGGGUACGGGCAGCCUGUACGACGUGAACCUGGUGCUCAGGUUCUUGGAGGCCUUCCUCCGCGGCGGCGCCCCCGACGAGCUGGCGAGGCUGAAGGUGGGCAGGCUCGUCGACCUCUACCUGGCCGAGGUCGCCCCGGACCCGUCCCUGCGCCCGGCCAAGUUCCUCGAGUUCGCCACCGCGCUGCCAGCUCCGGCGAGGGACUGCCACGACGCGCUGUAUCGCGCCAUCGACGUCUAUUUCCAGGUCCACGGUCGCCUGACGGAGGAGGAGAAGAUGAAGAUCUGCAGGGGCCUGAGCUACGAGAAGCUGUCGCCGGAGUGCUGCAAGCACCUGGCGAGGAACGGCGCGUUCCCGACGAGGGCGGCGGUGCAGGCGCUGGCGUCGCAGCACACGGUGCUCAAGAGCCUCGUCCUGCGCGACCCGGCCGAGCUGAAGCCGGUGGCGCCGUCCCCUCCCCCGUCCACCGGGAAGCGCCGCGAGACCUGCUACGAUGACGGCGGCCGCGGUGGCGGCGAGAACGACGGGCAGGUGAUCCUGUACGCGGGGCGGCUGGACCUGACGCUGGAGAACCAGAACCUGCGGUCCCUCCUGGACGGGAUGCACUGGCGCGUGAUGGAGCUGGAGAAGGUGUGCAGCCGGAUGAAGACGCAGAUGACCAAGAUGAAGGCCAGGAGGGCAGGCAGCCGCACCGCCAGGUCGCUCCCCAGGAUGUGUUCUUGAUCCACCCCACUCUGCUGCCAUCUGGGGUGAUCAUGCAUAACACACUGUGCCAUAGUGAUGUACAUAGUGCUAGAAUCAAUCAAGUGCAGGUCUUAGCAUAUCUGCAUGUUGUCUUGCUUCUAUUCUAUUUUUUGGCUUCAUUUUUGCCAUGUUUCCUCUGUGUAUGAUGUGCUAUCAGCUCUUGGUGAUUGGAAAGAAGAGCCGGUUUGAGUGGUCCUUCAGUGAAUCUGAUCUGAAGAAUGUGUGGCAUGCCUGAAGAAUCUGACAAUGCUAUAGCUUGUGUACA